Eurypyga helias (sunbittern) is the source of this 1679-nucleotide messenger RNA. It is a transcript of the gene PKD2L2, whose product is annotated as polycystic kidney disease 2-like 2. Gene Ontology annotation, cellular component: membrane. The transcript has 11 exons. Gene Ontology annotation, molecular function: calcium channel activity; calcium ion binding. Gene Ontology annotation, biological process: detection of mechanical stimulus. The annotation marks the transcript as partial. Lineage: Eukaryota; Metazoa; Chordata; Aves; Eurypygiformes; Eurypygidae. The record is from RefSeq and is a predicted model, not a curated record.
GUGCCCAGGAGCCCCGGGUGAGCUGCAGCACCGAACUGGAACUGAAAACCACCCUCCGGGACCUGCUCAUCUACAUCGUUUUCCUGACAGACCUCUCCAUACUGGCGUUUGGCAUGGUGAGCACGGACAUGUACUACCUGAACAAAGUCAUGGCCCAGCUCUUCCUGGAAUCCUCCUCUGAGGACGACAGGAGUAGCUUCAGGAGCAUUGGGAGCAGAGCUGAUUUCUGGAGGUUUGCAGAAGGGCCUCUAUUGGAUGGACUCUACUGGGAUAAAUGGUAUAACAACACGACGUUAACCCUCCGGAACAACAACAGCCAUAUUUACUAUGAGAAUUUGCUCUUAGGAGUAGCACAGAUUCGCCAGCUGAAAGUACGCAACAACACUUGCUCCGUCUACCCAUAUUUCCAUACUUUUAUAGAAGACUGCUACAGUGAGUAUCGUUACCGAGCUGAAGACAGGUCUGACUUCGGUCUGAAGAACGAGUCGGAAUGGAAAUACACCUCAGUCUCCUCGCUAUCCCCAUGGUACUGGGGAGCUAUAGGCUUGUACAGCGGCGGGGGAUAUAUGUUCACUUUACCUAAAUCGAAGCAGGAGAGCGUGGAGAAGUUGGUGUUUCUCCGGCGGAACGGCUGGCUGACUAGAGGAACCAGGGUUGUAUUUAUCGACUUUUCAACAUAUAACGCUAACAUAAACCUGUUCUGUGUAGUCAGGUUGGUUGUGGAGUUCCCUGCUACCGGGGGUGCUCUCACCUCCUCACACAUCUACUCUGUGAAGCUCCUCAGAUACAUCACGUAUUACGAUUACUUCCUGGCAUCUUGCGAAAUCAUCUUUUGCCUCUUUAUCGUUACAUUCAUAAUCCAGGGAGCUAUAAAAAUAGGAAAACUGAAAAAGGAGUAUUUCAGAAGUGCCUGGAACUGGCUGGAUUUGCUGCUGCUGGUGGUAUCCAUCCUGGCCAUUGCCUUCAAUAUCUACCGCACUGUGAAAGUGUCCCAGCUAAUGGAAGAGCUGCUGUCUGAUGCCCAAGUAUAUCCAAACUUCUAUUUCCUUGCGUACUGGCAAGUUCUUUACAACAACAUGAUUGCUGUCAACAUCUUCUUUGCUUGGAUAAAGACAUUUAAAUACAUGAGAUUUAACAAAACCAUGAUGCAGCUGUCCUCCACCUUAUCUCGCUGUGCCGAAGACGUCUUUGGAUUUGCCAUCAUGUUCUUCAUCAUCUUCUUUGCCUAUGCCCAGUUCAGCUAUCUGGUCUUCGGGUCGCAAGUUGAAGACUUUUCCACUUUCCAAAACUGCAUCUUUACACAGUUUCGUAUUGUGCUGGGAGAUUUUGAUUUUGAAACCAUAGAAGCAGCAAACAGAAUCCUUGGACCUAUUUACUUCAUGACAUUUGUAUUCUUUGUGUUCUUCAUACUGCUGAACAUGGUUUUGGCUAUUAUAAAUGACACCUAUUCAGAAGUCAAAGCAGACUUUGAAGUAAUACGCAGUCAGGAACUUCGGAUCAGAGACUUCAUUAGAGAGAGUUACAAUAAGGCCCUUGUCAAGCUCAAGCUGAAGAAACCAGAGAUGGAUACAAAUCCAGCUGCUGAAAGCUUGGAAAGGCUCGUCAGCUACACAAUCCAGCUGGAGAAGAAAGUAAAUAAAAUCAGUGCAAGGCUCCGGAAAGUUAAGAAAAACAUGUGA